CAGUACCUCUUUGGCGGUGCCACUCGCUAAUGUGUCCGACACUCAGUCAAAAACAACUGUUAUGGAAGGUAGAGUCAUGCGAGGCAGGGGAGGCGGAUGGAGGAGAGGCGGCCGGGGUGGACACGACGGCGGCGGCCAUAACAGUGAGCACAGAGGUCGGGGGAGAGGCGGCCAACACCGCGGCAGGGGCAGGCGAGACCACCGGGGGCGAGGACGCGGUGGAGGCUACCACGCCGCAGCAGACGCUCCCCAGCAGCACCAAGACGAGGGGGAGAACCUCGAAGAUGAAGACGAUAGGACGGCGAUGUUCUCCAGAAGAAAGCUGGAGUCCAACUGGGACCGGUACGAGGCGUCGGAGAGGGCGGAGGAAGACGACGGCACGCCAUCUCAGAGAGGAACCGACUUCCAUGUGCUGCUGGCGUCAGCGGGGGAUUCGUUCUCUCAGUUCCGGUUUGCAGAAGAGAAGGACUGGGAGACGGAUCCAUUCGCAKCCAAUCAGAUGUCGGCGGUGGUUUUGGACCUUCCUGCUCUCGCCCAGAGUCUCCAACAAGUUCCUCUCCAUCGGAGACUGAAUCUGGAAGCUGAACUGGUUCAGGUUGGAGCUUUUUCUURCGUCUCAGCUGGAAUUGAAGUGGCUGAAAUUAAAUUGUGGCAUGCUUUAAUCCUGUGUGGAUUCAAACUUCCUGCUACCUUCAUAUUUUCUUCUGAAGGGUUUGAAGAAGUUGCAUCAGAAGAAAAAGCUUUAGACGAGGAUGUUGCCCCUCCAAAGGCUGCGGAAGUCAAAGAGGCCAUGACUGAGGAGGAUCUGGAGGACUGGCUGGACAGCAUGAUCUCCUGACCACRAAGAAGACGCACAGUUUAAAGACUGGAGGUAAAACUGGACCGUCUGCUGUGAGGUUUGCAGGAAUGUUUCUUUGGCUGGAGACAGCCGGCAGCAUGUUAACGAAGUCAGAGCGUCCCAACCUGUGUGUUCAGUACCGUACGUUUCUCUGCUCCUCUGCCWGUGAUUGAUGGUCAAACAGGCUACAGAGGACACAAUAUAUCGUAUUGCAUCAGUUUAUUAUUUUCCUCCUACAUACGUACAAAUGGCCGCACAGUUUCAGCCAAUAAAUCAUUGAACCAGG
Messenger RNA from Poecilia reticulata (guppy), 1124 nucleotides. NCBI's taxonomy places the organism in Eukaryota, Metazoa, Chordata, Actinopteri, Cyprinodontiformes, Poeciliidae. The record is from RefSeq and is a predicted model, not a curated record.